CAGAAAGCAGCGGUGCAAACAUGGCGACCCACAGGAGCUAACGUGAGCAUGGAUAUAACGCGACAAAAACAUGACCAAAACUGAGGAAAACUGAGCCAAGACAAUCCCAGAGACACGACACGGACCCAAACCGAACCCGGGUCCUGACAAGCGGAUCGUACCGGACCAGCAGAGCUUGUGUCUGUAUGCUGUUGAGGACUGCACCUCUCCUCCCUCUCCUCUCCUCCAUCUCUCUCUCCGUCUCCCUUCUGCGGUCGAUUUCCAGCUCUCCUUGGAUUUUUCAUCGGACUUUAAAAACCAUGGACCUUCCUCCUCCAGAGUCAACCUCCACAGGACCCCCCCAGGCCGCCCCUUCCUCCCCAGGAAAGGGGUCUGAUCCUGGACUGCUCCCCGGAGAGACUGUGGUGCGGGAAGGGAAGGCGGCCAUUUUGUUCCCCAGUGCCAAUGAAGUCUUCUAUAAUCCAGUCCAGGAAUUCAACCGUGACUUAACAUGUGCAGUGAUCACAGAGUUUGCCAGAGAGGUCCUGGCUCAGCGCGGAGUGAAGGUGGAGGUGUCUGGGGAGAGGGAGCCCGUGGUGGUGUCCCUGUCAGAGGAGCAGACAGGUGCAGAGCAGUCAGGUGCAGAGCAGUCAGGUGCAGAGCCAGAGGAGCACACGGGAGCAGAUGAACAAACUGAAGAAACAGAGGAGACGAAUGGAGGAGAGAAGCCAGUGGAGAUAGCAAGAGCGGGAGAAAGAUGUGAGAGUGGUCUGCGGGUUCUGGAAGGUCUGGCUGCCUCUGGUUUACGUUCGGUUCGUUUCGCUCUUGAAGUUCCGGGUCUCUGCAGCGUCACAGCAAACGAUUUCUCAGCCAAAGCCGCUGCUCUCAUCGCAAGAAACGCACAAUACAACAAUGUGAGCCAUUUAGUGGAGGCCAGCUGCAAGGAUGCUAGUUUGUUGAUGUACGAGAAACGUGGGAGGAAAGAUCGCUAUGAUGUCAUCGACCUGGACCCUUAUGGAAGCCCCUCCCCUUUUAUUGACGCUGCUGUACAGGCCGUUAGUGAAGGAGGGCUGCUGUGUAUCACCUGCACUGAUAUGGCUGUGAUGGCGGGGAACAGUGGAGAGACAUGCUACAGUAAAUAUGGAUCAGUGUCCAUCAAGUCCAAGUUCUGCCACGAGAUGGCUCUGCGUAUCAUCCUGCACAGUCUGGACCAGAGAGCAGGAGUGUACCAGCGCUACAUCGUCCCCCUGCUCUCCGUCAGUGUGGACUUCUAUAUCCGAGUGUUUGUGAGGGUCUUCACCGGGCAGGCCAAGGUCAAGAACUCAGCCAGUAAACAGGCUCUGGUCUAUAACUGUGUGGGCUGUGGCUCCUUCCAUUUUCAGAGAAUGGGCCGAAGAACCAGUAAUGGGAAGCAUAUGAAGUACUCGGCCGCCACAGGGCCUCCGGUGGGACCCGAGUGCGAACACUGCGGACACAGGCACCAGCUGGGGGGUCCUGUAUGGGCUGAGCCGAUCCAUGAGCCGAGCUUUGUGCAGAGGGUCCUGUCCUCUGUGUCUGUGACACCCACUAGGUUUGGGACAUCCAGACGCAUCCAGGGGAUGCUCAGCAUGAUCACCGAGGAGCUGGAGGACGUGCCUCUGUAUUACACUGUGUACAAUCUGAGCAGCACCAUCCACUGUAACACGCCCCCGCUACUACAGUUUAGGUCUGCACUGCUCCACGCCGGCCACCGGGUGUCGCUGUCUCAUGCCUGUAAAAAUGGCAUAAAAACAGACGCUCCUCCGAAAGUCAUCUGGGACAUCAUGCGAUGCUGGGAGAAGUCAAACCCAGUGAAGAGGGAGAAACUGUCUGUGACCAGUCCGGCUUUUAAGAUCCUCUCCACUGAACCCAGUUUGGAGGCGUGCUUCACUGUGAGAGAGGACGCCAACCCUCAGUCCAGAAAAAAACAUUUGACUCGGUUUCAGGAGAAUCCUCAGGCGUUCUGGGGUCCCAAGGCUCGCGCUAAAGCCGGAGGAGGAAUCUCGACGAAUCUUCAGGACAAAAGCAAAAAGUUCCAGAAUAAAAGGAAAAUGACAGAUUCUUCGGAGCUCAAAAAACUCCCCUGUAAAAAGUUUAAACAGGGCACAUGUCAGUAUGGAGACCAGUGCUGUUACUCCCACGACCCGCAGCUCCUGGACCAGAUCAAACCACAAUAAACCUCUCAGAUCCUCAGACUUUAUUUCACUUUUAAAGAACUAUAUUUUAAUUAAAAUUUUUAUGCUGUGGUUUCUGGACAAAGGUGGACUGUCUCUUGCACAUGUGAUGUUUGGAGAAAGAGACAUGUUUUUUAUUUGACCAUUGGUCCUGAUGGCUUUGUUAUGUUUAAAUUGUAAGUGUAAUUGCUAAAGGGCUCAUAUUACACUAUUUUCUGAUUUAUGUUAUAAUGUUGUUUCCUCAUC
This is a messenger RNA of Periophthalmus magnuspinnatus, 2417 nucleotides long. It is a transcript of the gene trmt1, whose product is annotated as tRNA methyltransferase 1. The record is from RefSeq and is a predicted model, not a curated record. Bases 186 to 2174 code for a protein of 662 amino acids. Gene Ontology annotation, cellular component: nucleus. Lineage: Eukaryota; Metazoa; Chordata; Actinopteri; Gobiiformes; Gobiidae. Gene Ontology annotation, biological process: tRNA N2-guanine methylation. Gene Ontology annotation, molecular function: RNA binding; metal ion binding. The transcript has 16 exons.